Molecule: messenger RNA, 853 nt
Organism: Argentina anserina (silverweed cinquefoil)
Lineage: Eukaryota; Viridiplantae; Streptophyta; Magnoliopsida; Rosales; Rosaceae
Exons: 1
Coding region: 59-697 (212 amino acids)
Source: RefSeq, a predicted model, not a curated record
CAAAAAAAGCUUACACAUCCUCUAUCCUAAUCAAAAACUUUCCAGGUAAUUGAGAAAAAUGGCUGAGAAGAUCAAACAGGCUUUGGUAUCAGUCAAAGGUUACACUACAAGAAAAGAUGAGCAACUGCCUACCUUCCGAUCCGAGGAAGAGCUCAAGCGCCAGAAGAGGAUCAAGUUGUUUACAUACAUUGGUAUUUUCAUUGUGUUUCAAAUCAUAGUUAUGACCGUAUUUGGUCUCACCGUGAUGAAAGUGAAGACACCUAAGGUAAGAUUUGGAGCCAUUAAUGUCCAAGAGCUUACCUCCGCCCCUGCAACACCUUCCUUCAAUACAAGAUUCACAACCCAAAUCAGGGUCAAGAACAAAAAUUGGGGUCCCUAUAAAUUUGAUGCAGGCACUGCAACAUUCAUGUACCAAGGGGUGUCUGUGGGGCAAGUUACUAUUCCAAAGAGCAAGGUUGGGAUGCGUUCUACCAAGAAGAUUGAUGUCACCAUGAGUUUGAGUACCGAUGGAUUACCAAGCAGUUCAACUCUCAGCAAUGAAUUGAACAGCGGGGUGUUGACGCUGACCAGCCAAGCCAAAUUGACCGGAAAGGUUGAAUUGAUGCUCAUAAUGAAGAAGAAGAAGUCUGCCAGUAUGGACUGCACCAUAGCUUUUGAUUUGUCCACAAAGACUGUCAAAAGUUUACAGUGCAAAUGAGAGAUGAGCUACUACUACUUCCAGCUACUGGAUUGAAAUUGAUCAAGACUAGUUCUUGAUAUGUUGAUUUAUUUCAUUCUAUUUGUUUCUUUGAUGCUUGGCUUUGUUAUAUGAUUUCAUUUAUUCAUUGAUUUUUUUUUCCCAGAGGCCACUGGU